This is a messenger RNA of Bactrocera tryoni, 4126 nucleotides long. RefSeq lists its product as uncharacterized. The record is from RefSeq and is a predicted model, not a curated record. Lineage: Eukaryota; Metazoa; Arthropoda; Insecta; Diptera; Tephritidae. The coding region runs from base 3374 to 4126 and encodes 250 amino acids. The transcript is spliced from 4 exons. Gene Ontology annotation, cellular component: nucleus.
AUUAAAUUACCCUCUUCUUCAUCUAUUGUUAAUAGGUCGAAAGAUCUAACUUUCCUACCGAUUAGCAAGUCUAAUGGGCUGACCUUGGUGACUCGAGUGGCCAUACAAUUCAUUGGCAACUUCGGUUAAGGCAUCUUACCACAACCUCUGACUGGUUUUGACGACGGUUAACAUUUUCUUAAGCGUGCUCAUUAUACGUUCUACCUAAAUGUAGCUCCCUAUCUUUUUUUUGAACAAAAUUCACGGAAUCCAGAGAUAGCAAAGUUACGGUCUUGAUCCGCUUUAACUCGAGUAGGCAUACAGUCUGGUUCACUUGAUUAGAGGCAAUAAUUUUUGUGAAAGAAAAUGUUGAUUAAAGUUUCUAUAUUUGAUCUUUCAACAAAUAGUUUUCUGCUAACUCAAGCUAAGACUGUACUGGUUUAAAAAUACAAACACAUCUCAAUAUUAUUUCAGCUAAUCUACAGUUAGAAGGGCUAUUCUGAAAGCACCACAUCUGAAAUUUAAAAAAUUACAAAAAAAACCGCCUUUGAAUAAACUUCGCAAGCAACGUCGCCUCGAUUUUGCAAGAGACAACAUGGCUCGGAAUUCUGUCACAAAUAACGACCCUGGUGAAUGGAAAAAAGUUGUAUUUAGUAACGAAAAGAAAUUUAAUCUGGAUGGGCCGGAUGGAUACAAUUACUAUUUCCAUGAUUUAAGAAAGGAGGAGAAGUACUUGAGUCGCCAUCACACCCGUAAAGGUGGAGUUAUGGUAUGGGGAGCAAUAUCGUAUUAUGGCGCGUUCGAGCUGAGAAUUGUAGACUCCAGAAUUACGGAAAACAGCUAUAAAAUGAUGUUGGAAUCAUCUUUUCCAGAGAUUCGGGAAACAUUUGGACCAAUUCCAUGGAUCUUUCAACAAGGUAAUGCUCCUGUUCACACUGCAAGAUUGGUCAAAGCUUGGAUGGCGUCCCAAAACAUUGAAACCUUAGCAUGGCCCCCUUUUCCCCAGAUCUUAACAUUACAGAAAAUGUAUGGGGAUGGCUAACUCGUAAGGUUUAUGAGAACGAACAACAAUUUGAAUACAAAAAUGAUUUAAUUCGAAGCAUUAAAGCGGCCUGGUCUGAAAUUUCGGUAGUCUAUCUCGAGAGUUUGUACAAAUCCAUUCCCCAACGUGUUUUUGAAGUAAUUUACAAACAAGGUGGCAGCACAAAAUAUUAAUCUUUAAAAAAUAAUGGUUAAAAAACUUUGUUCUUGUAUCUAUUUAUAUAUUUUUUCUAAAUUUGUAAGUGCCUCUAUUCAAGUGAACCAAUAAAUCAAGCAGAAUAUUGCAGCUGCCGAACUUUUACCGCUACGAAAUACCGUUAGCUGAAAUAAUAUUUCGAUGUGUUUGUAUUUUUAAACCAGUACAGUCUUAGCUUGAGUUAGCAGAAAACUAUUUGUUGAAAGAUCAAAUAUAGAAACUUUAAUCAACAUUUUCUUUCACAAAAAUUAUUGCCUCUAAUCAAGUGAACCAGACUACCAAACAAACACACAACGGCUUAAGCGACUUUGAUAGAACUUUCAGUGUAAAUGUUUAAGGUAUGAUGGAAGGAAAUAAAUUUCGUAAAUGCAUUAACCAAAAAAAUUACGUACUCCCUGAAGUCAUUGUUUCUACUCAUCUUCCCCAUUAUGUCUGUGUGCCACGGCAUGUCUACCGCUGAAAUCGGAUGUAAUUCAGCCAGCAAUUUUCCUACUGAUGGCUUAGCUAAUUUACAGGUGAUACAAUUUUCGACAAACCUAAGAAAAUACUUUGACAUAUUUUUGAACCAUGAAAAUCCUAGGCUUUAUUAAACUUUUUUUUUCAAAAUAAUUUACGGACGUAAUUAAUCACUACCCACCUAAAUGCAUUAGAGUUUACGGGAAAACAUUUGGUUUUACCGUUUUGUAUCUAUCUAUAUAAAACCUCUUUCUAAAUUUAUAUGUUUUAUUUAAAUUUUCUGUUAAAUCAAUAUUUUUUAGCUUAAUUGAUAACUUGGCUACCUCAGGAUCACGUUAUUCAGAUACUAGCCAAUUAUCAGUUACCUCAGUCAAUUCGCCCGUUUUUCUAUUAUUUUUUCCACACUUCUACAUUCUUUAAAUCCUUUGGUUAUGCUUUGAUCAACUACUGCGCACCGCAAUCUAUGAGAAAGCGCGCUGAUAAAUAAACUCAUGCUAGCACACAUACACACGCACACUGCAUAAUGGUUGGACGCACCUUUAAGAAUUAGGAAGCGCCAUUGUUGUACUAUUGUUACUGUUCCACUUCCCUUUACUACUUACAUAUUUGUACCCUACGCGCACUUCUUCUUUAAAUUUUCUAAUAAGUUUGGUAGCUUCACAUUUUCUAUGAAUUUAAUUUUUAUUUGUUCCAAUUUCGCCACUACCUUGCAUUGCGCUUUACAUCCCUAACACUAUAAUGGAUUAGGAUUCAAUCCAUGUUCGGAUUCAGGUAAAUCAAUUUCGAAAUUACCAACCAAUCAUAAUUUUCACUAUUCAUAUUGAGCGGAACUAAAGUGCAAAUAUAUAUACGUCCCUCAUAUCUCUACUCGCUCUCGCUGGUCCGGAUUUCAGGACAUGAAGUAGCGUAAUGCCCCAUUUCGUUGCACUUAAAACAUUGCGUAUUGCACCGAUAUUUCACUCCAGAACUGCUGCUCCCUUUGUGAUUGUUUCCUUCUGCGUACUUUUUCCUUUCCAGUCGACUACGGUUACUCCGGAAUUAUAUGGCCAAUCUUUCCGUAAUAGAACAUUGGAACUUCUUCCGCUCUGGGCCGGUGGCAUCAUCUUCCGUAUUACGCUUCUUAAAAGUGUGAGCCGUCUAUUAUUUCCAUCAAAAACGAGGUCCACCGUUGUACCCCACGUCAUUAUGUCCAUUAGAUUCCGGUACUGUGCUUCUAGCGCUGCCAGGAUCUGGCACGACUCUUUACUUGAUGGAUUAGCCGAUAUUAAUUCCGAUGUCGGGAAUUUUGUUCGUAGAUGAUUCCAUUAUUGUAUCACUUUAUACUUUUAUUUUACUACAGCGCAAUAACCUCACUUUAUAUUUUUUAUUACUAAAGCACAGUAAGUUCUGCUACUAUCGAUGUGUUCAUUUUUUCGAACUGAUUCUGCGAGGAUACAGCGCUUAAUUAUAGAGUACGAUCAGACCUCACUCAGUAAAAGUUUCUCUAUUCGUGCUACUGUUCUUAUUUGCGCAUUUACAAUCUAAAGUACCGUAAUAUAAUAUAUGCCAUCUAUGCGUCGUCUUUUUCAAAUAGUGAUCUGGAACAUACGGGCAUGUGCUGCAAUUCGUUUUCGCAUGAAAUUGUCAGCGAAAUCGUGCUGACAUGUGCUGAAUUUCACUGAUCCGUUUUCGUUUUCGAACAUCAAAUCGCAACGAUUUGGCAUGUGCCAGAAAUCGAAACCGCCAUUUGUUUUCCAUUUUGAAAUCGUGAAGCUGCGGGCACGCGAAUUUAUUGAAAAAUUGAAGGAAACAUUAGAAAUGGGUAAGCAUAAAACGCCAAGGCAAGACCAAACUUUUUUAAGUUUUAUGGAGCAGCAUCCUGACAUUGCCAAAAAUUAUGUCAAGGGCGACCGAGUGGCAGCGGAGGCUCUUUGGGCAGAACUAGCCAAAGAAUUAAACAGCCAAGGACCACCACAAAAAGAUAUCAACGGAUGGAAAAAGGUUUGGUCGGACUGGAAGGGCUGCGUACGCAAAAAAAUUUCACACAACAAAUCGGAGACAAGAGCUACCGGCGGAAGUCCCUUCAACCAAUUUGUCUUAAGCUGCACUGAGGAAAAAAUUGCAGAACUUUGCGGUCUUUAUACUUGUGUAGAAGGUAUUCCACAAAGUUCCUCAUUCGGUGUACAAUGCGACAAUAGCAAUGAAUCAUCUGAUGACGAAAAUCCCACACCGAGUACUUCAGCGGUUGCAACAAGAACGCGAAGACCAAAUUCAAUGCAAGCAUGUAUUAAAGAACACAUGGCCACGGAAGCAGGUGCGGUUGAUUGUAUAUCUGGAACGUUAGGGAAGCUCCUGGAAAGUUUUGAUGACACCAAAAAUAUUUUGAAAGAUAGCAAAGGUGCAGUGAUAAAAUCGAUGGGAAAAGUUAUGCGAUCUCAUUUCAAUACAGAACUCUCUUACCGCAGAACAAAAUGA